UUCUCAGGCGGAAGUGUCUCUUGCGUGCGUGGGCGUGAGGUUGUUGUACGGGGUCAGCCCGGUGGUUCACAAGUCCCAGAGAAUCAGGAUGGAGGCCGUGGCGACUGCGGCGGCGACGAAGGAACCCGACGAGGGCUGCACGGAGCCUAGACCUGGACACUGGGGUGAGCUGAGCCAGACAGCAGUCCCAUCUAAACCCCAGGACAAAGUGGAAGCAGUUGAGGCAACGCCAGUGGCCCUGGACAGUGACACCUCCACGGCUGAAAAUGCAGCAGUGAGUGCCAUGCUGCAUGCUGUGGCUGCCAGCCGCUUGCCUGUGUGCAGCCAGCAGCAGGGUGAACCUGACCUGACAGAGCGUGAGAAAGUAGCCAUCCUGGCCCAGCUGUAUCAUGAGAAGCCAUUGGUGUUCCUGGAGCGCUUCCGCACAGGCCUCCGUGAGGAGCACCUGGCCUGCUUUGGUCAUGUGCGUGGCGACCACCGUGCAGACUUCUACUGUGCUGAGGUGGCCCAGCAGGGCACUGCCCGGCCCCGCACCCUGCGUACCCGCCUCCGUAACCGGCGCUACGCUGCCCUACGAGAGCUGAUCCAAGGGGGUGAGUACUUCAGUGAUGAGCAGAUGCGGUUCCGGGCCCCCCUGCUGUACGAGCAGUACAUCGGGCAGUAUCUCACCCAGGAGGAGCUCAGUGCCCGCACCCCGACCCACCAGCCUCCCAAGCCCGGGUCCCCUGGCAGACCCGCCUGCCCGCUCUCCAACCUGUUGCUCCAAUCCUACGAGGAGCGGGAGCUGCAGCAGCGGCUGCUCCAACAGCAAGAGGAGGAGGAGGCCUGCUUGGAGGAAGAGGAAGAGGAGGAGGACAGUGAUGAGGAAGACCAGAGGUCAGGCAAGGACUCGGAGGCCUGGGUCCCUGACUCAGAGGAGAGGCUGAUCCUGCGAGAAGAGUUCACCAGCCGGAUGCACCAGCGCUUCCUGGAUGGCAAGGACGGGGACUUUGACUACAGCGCAGUAGACGACAACCCCGACUUCGACAACCUGGACAUCGUGGCACGGGAUGAGGAGGAGAGGUACUUCGAUGAGGAGGAGCCUGAAGACGCGCCCAGCCCAGAGCUGGAUGGGGACUGAAGGCCGCCACCCUUCUCACCGCCUGCCCCAUCCUCGACCCCAACAAGGCAGCUGAUUCCAGGCCAGCUCAGUGACCCUUUCUCUAUGGGCAUAUCAAAACAGCACCUACCGACCCAUACAUACCACCAUCUCGCUGGGUCUAGUCUCAUCUCAGGCAAGCCCACCCCCUCUUGUUUCUGGGGUUCCGUACCUUUCUCCUCUCUCCCACUCCGUCUCCUGCCUGUCGUUGCCUGUCUCGGCUUCUUUCUGUUUCUCCCUACCCCCGCUCUCUCUUUCCAGUGCUCUGGCUGGCUGUCUCUCCCUGUCUCCCCUUUUCUCUCUGCCUGAGGCUUCUGUCUCCACCGCAGGGCCCAAGGUGAAAGUCCUCCCCUUGCUGGAUGCCAGCUGGCAGGGCCUUUCAUGGCUGGAAGUGGCCGGUUUGGUUCCAGUGCUGACCCCUGGGCCCUGGCGUGGCCGCCUCCUGUGCGUCUGCCUCCCCCUCUGUUUAUGUCUGCACUCUGUUUCACACUUAGAGCCUCCUCACUUCUGUUAGGUUCCCAUCUCUCCUGUCUCACUCUGGGCCUCUGGUUCUUUCUGCUUGUACAUUUCCACCUCUCUAGGCGUCUGCUGUCACUGUCCCUCUCUAUCUGUCUCUCAGCCUUUAUCUCUGGGUUUCAAUCCCCUGCUCCAGGCUCUGGGCCCCUUCUUUCCCCUUCCCUCAAACCUGGCAGCUGUCGGCUAGGCAGUAUGCUGACCACUGAGUAAUGCAGCCCCAGGGGAGGGAGGAGACCCUGGGGAAGGGAGGCUGGGGGGCAGCUCUCAUCUCUCCCAAGGACCCAGGCUGCGGGUCACGGGGCCUGCCAGCUUGAGUGUAGAGGGAGGGGGGACUCUACCCUCUCAGCCCCACCAGCCCCCCUCUGCCCAACCACAAUUUUCCCUUCCUCCGCCUUCCUCUCCCUCUCCUGUUUACACUCCCCAAAUGUGCACAGGCUGUUAUCAUGGGUCCUGAGUCAUCCCACACGCAGCCUGCCCCAGCAUCCCUGCCCCCAGCUGGCCGCAGGGCCCGCCCCAUGGAGCCCCCUGCCGCCCUGGGCUAAUGGGAGCCAGAUGGCCGCCUGGUGACUCAGCCACAAGCCUGUGGGAACCCAGGCGUCCCGCCUUCCCAUGCCCCCACAGCCAGCUCCUGCUCCCCCAGCAGACACACACACAGAAGGGCCUGGCCACUGUUGGGGUGCACAGGCCAAGGGUCAGCAAGACAGUGCCUGGGGACUCCUCAUGCCUGUGUGAUGGAAAGGUGGUGUCCUGCCGUGGCCAGCCUGAAGGACCCUCAAAACUGCUUCCUGGAGUCCACGGUUCCUGACUUCCAAGCCUCAGCUGUGCCCUCUGGGUCAACCAGAAUUCGAGCCAGACAGGGAAAGUGAGAGCUGGACGGAAGGAGACAGAUGUUCAGACAGAGCAACUACUAAAGAACGAAAGCCUCCACUAUGGAGCGCUUCUGUCCUCUCCAGGCCCGAGCAAUAGCACGGUCAACUGACCCAGUGAAGUGGAUCAGGGGAGGCCUGGAAAGGUGCUUCCUCAAGGCCACUCAGCCUUCAGAGACAGAUGUGACACAUGAACCCAGGCCUAGGGCCACAAAGGUCCUAGAGACCACUGGGCUGUCUGGCUGGUCAGGUGUUGGGGCCAUCCAGAGCCAGACGGCGUUGGAGGGACAACUGCACACGCAGGCGUCCUCAUACAGGAAGGCUGGAGAAGGGUCAGAUGGCGGGCCCAACGCCCCGUGCUGGGUACUGUCCUGCACACAGACAAGAUCGGGUCAUCACGUGGAGAUCAGUCUCCGAAUCACUGAGUUGGCCCAGCUGUGCCAUGCGCUAGGGACUACUGAUAUCACUCCUCUUCACCCAGAGGAGGAAGCGGUUGCCAGGCCCAAGAUAAUUCAGCAGCCAGACUCCAGGACCUCGGGGUCACACCUCUCAGAAAGCCAAGAGUGCAAGAUGAGAGCUGUAUGUCUCUUAGUAUCUGCAUUUGUGCCCUGUUUGUAAGAGCAGAGGGCCUGGGCCACAGGAAAAGUAUCAGCCUUUGGUGAUAGGCACAUUUUUGACCAGUCUGUCAUUUGGUCAUUAAAUUUGUUUAUGCUAUA
This is a messenger RNA of Callithrix jacchus (white-tufted-ear marmoset), 3236 nucleotides long. RefSeq names its product coiled-coil domain containing 97 (gene CCDC97). The record is from RefSeq and is a predicted model, not a curated record. Lineage: Eukaryota; Metazoa; Chordata; Mammalia; Primates; Cebidae.